AGGAGUCCAGAGAGUAAAAAUUCGAAAUCACCAAAAUGACGAAAUCUGCUGUUGCAGAAAUGCGGGAAUCGUAAAAGUGUUAUAGAUUUAAUAUUUAUUAUAAUUCUUUAUAGCUUUUGCAUACUUAGUUUCAGCGGAAGUGUAUCUUCACUGGUAACGGGAUUUCUUAUCACUACUUACACUUACAGGAAGUUUGUUGAUUUCUGACAGAAUAGUCGACGGUGAAUGAAUGUAGGCGUGCAUAACUGGAAAUUUGGAGUAAUCUUCUGUCUGCGUCAUAAUCUGUUCACAGGUCUGUGAGCAGCCUGUUGUGGUGCUCUGUCGCCAGUUUCGUGAUCAUGUCGAAGGACGUGGACCUGAUGGGCAGCGAGCGGACUGGCGGGGGUAAGGGGAAGAAGAAGCCGUCGGGCAAACAGCAGCGCGUCAAUCCGAUGGGCAGCUGGGGCGCCCAGAGACUUCUGGAGGAGGAUCGACUCAAGAAUCCCGCUGCUGUGCAGUCUACGACGCAGACCCUCAUCGAAGAAGGGUUUAUGCCGUCCCGACAGCUGCUGGAAGUGGGAUUCUUGGACGAUAAUCUGUACGAAUGUCUGUCGCGGAUGGAGAAAAAAGAUCCGGCGACAAAAGCCAAAGCGCUGCUGGAUUUCCUUCAGUUGCUUCCCACGAAGAGCGUCGACAAGCUGCUCAAUACGCGAACAUUCUGGGCAAGACAGUUUGUCAGCUGCAUGGAGGACGACGAUCCGCGCAUCCGCGAAUCGGCGUGCCGAUGCCAGGAGCGCUACAUCUCUCUGCUGAAGAAGGACACCCUGCCCAUCCUGCCGACCAUCAUCGGACCGUGGUGGCUGGCGCAGUACCAGAUGCACGCCGGCGCUGCGGCCGCCGCCCGUUCCGCCUUCCACAGCGCUUUCAGCGAGGUCAAACGCCCGGAAGUCCUGCGCUCGGCCGCAACGCCCAUCUUCUCCCUCCUUCAACGCCGCAUCCUCCCCUUAUCCCCCCACGAAAAAGCCACAAAAAAGGGGGAAAAGGGAGAAGUCAGUGAGGAACAGCAACAGCGGAUGGCUGAGGCGUUGGAAGCCAUGGCGGGCUUUGUGCGGACGCUCAACGAAAAGGGUCUCAGCGAAGUGGAACCGCGCUUCACGGAGCUGAUGGAACGGCCGGAGUUCUGGAAGGUGGUGAAAUUGAGUAGUCCCAAAGUUCGGCAGGCUUUCUUCGAGUUGCAACGGGCACUGUGGGAAAAGAUGGAAAAUGUAGCGAAGGUUUUUGUCAAGGAGAACAUCACCGCCGUUGUCGGUAACCUGCAUGAGCGUGAUAAUCGUGCCGCAAUGGCGACGUGGAGCCUUUUCCUCUUGAUCAUGAGCAAAACCGAUGAAUGGAGUAGCGUGCUGGAUUUGCAGAAAACCAUCAUUCCGAAAGUGCUGUCCUUGUUAAAGAACGCCGGUUUUGGCACGGCCGCCAGUACAUUUCCUUUCCUCGUGGUGUUUCUGGAGAAGGUCCCCAACAAAACGCCGGACUUUUUGUCGUCAUUCCUUGGAGCGCUCAUUCAGGGUCUGUCGGCGGAAAAUGUGCGGAGUAGCAUAUUGCUGGCAGUUUGCACGGCAGCGACGGAGUGCUUCGGUUACAUCGCUAAGAAAGUCGAUGCCGAAAUUGCCAAAGCUUUAGUCGAAAAAUAUCUGAAACCAUUGGUCCAGGACUCGUUAGUGGGAACCUCCAACGUCAUCAAAGGCGCCGACAUUCUACUGAAAAUGGUACUAACGUGGCUAAAGGACAAGCAGGGCGAAAGCCGGCGCGAGCUGGCGGAAGAUGUCCUUGUGGGAGUGGCUGACAAACUUCGCUAUACAUCCCCGGAAACAGUGCUGUCGCCACGUACACAGAAAUGGUUGGACUGUUUCUUUCAUGCCGGAAAGCUGGCGUUCCCGUACCCCAGCAGUCCACAGGCGCAAUUGACCGAAGCCGUGGAAACAUAUGAAAGCUUGCAGGAAAUUCUUUACCAGUUAUUGCGCUUAUCCUUCCUGGCGCUGAAAAACGGGAACACGGAACAGGGGAAAUCUUUUUUGAUUAUUUUACGUAAUAUUUCUUCCCCGGUGCUAUACACCCGUUUGAAAAGUUUUAUUGAAGACCAGCCGACAUCAUCUUCCCCACAGUUAACCAUUUUCACCGCAUUAUCCCAAAACAUCGAAACAGAACUCUUAUGUCUGCUUUUGCAAGACUGCCGAGACGAUACCGAUUCGCAGACCAUUUUCCGCUGCGUCUGGGAUGCAGCGACGGAUAAGAUCGGUCUUCUGCAGGCGCUGGAGAAGCAUGGUGGUUUCUUUAUCAUCGAACGCUAUGGCACCGCGGCACACAUGGAAGACCUGCUUGUUCUGGCUGAGAACCUCAUCCGCACCCAGGAAAUUAGCAAUUUGGGCAAGUUGCUGGCGUUGGUGGUGCGGCUGCAGGGCGCCAUCGACACGGGGCGGUUGCUGCGGAGAGUGCAGGCGCUGGAACACCGGAUGCAGUUGACGGUGUUGGAGAUGCUGCUGGCGGCACUGAAAGGAGCGGAAUGUCAAUCUGUUGUUGAACAGAUUGUGCUGACGAGUCUGCAGUUAGAGUGGGAUGACGAAGUAACACGGGUACUGCAACGGAUGGGGCAGUUUUUGGUCCAGCAACCGGUCCGUCUAACUAGAGAAGAAUUUGUUCGUCAACUGAAAGCAUCGCUGACCGGCGCGCCAUCCUUGGAAUUCCCCGAAACAUUGUCGGUAUUGUUGGAGCCGUUGUCGCGUGAUGAAAGCGCGGCGCAAGAGAUCGUAAAGCUGUGCUCCCAGUUGGUCGAUCCGUCUGUUGUUUCCGCUGUGAUUUUGAACAGAACAGAUGUGUUUCUGGUGCGCAUCACACGCAUGGACAUUUCGGAUGGUGUGGAAUUGGUGCAUUCGUUCUGGAAGGAUGAGUUGGAAAGCGUGGCACGGUUAGUUUGGUUUUCGGUGACGCUGUUGAUGGACUUGCACUUGGCGACCGGACGCGGUGGUUUGACGCCGUUGAUACGUUGCGUCGCGGAGCUGCAUCGUUAUAUCGAGUUGGCGUUCGGGAGUGGCGCGCCGGUGGUGUUUGACCAUGAGCUGCUGAAUGAUUUGGACAUGUAUCGCUCCAAGCUGGUAAAAUUCCUGGAGAUUUGUGGAUUUUCAGAUGAUGCGGUUAGUUUCGCUCCGGUUGAAAGCCUGUCCGAGCGGGAACUGGGGUUCACCUACGCGGAAUUAUGGAAGAAGGACGCGUUGCCUGCCGAGCAUAUAUUCUACCGGAAUUCCGUUCGCGAUCGGCUGGAGACACUGUUGGCUUUUGCAGAGUUUCCGCGGACAUGCGAUGCUAUUCGCAGCUGCGCGUGGGAGCAGAUUCAAAUGCUGCGCAUCGUCCCGUCCUUGUUGAGUGAACGCUGUAUUGAUUUGGAGUACGCCGGACCCGUGUUGGACGUCUUCGGCACCGUGGUAAUCGACUGGAUCAGCUGUUUGAUGGAGGGGACGUUCGGUGAGACGGCGGACGACGCCAAGGUGCUGGUACUGGCGGAAGAGGCCAUGGAGGCAGUGGAAAACAUUUUAAAGGCCCGCGAAAUGCUGAAGGAUGCCGGAAUGUUGUGGCUGGAGUUGACGGAGUUCUCCUUUCCCCGGAUACUGGCGGCGUUGCUGGAGGGGCUAUUGCGCGCCGCUGAGGAAGAGGCUUAUUUGAAGAUGCGGCCGCCCUUAGUGGGACGAGUGAUGGCUACGAUGUGUGGGCUUAUACAUGAAUUUGCUGUCGAAUCACAGGGAUUAUUGAGGCCGGUGUGGGACACGUUGUUCCGCUUGGAAGUGGGCCUUUCCGACCGUCUCUCCGUCCUGCGCAGUCCGCCGAGCCAGAUGACGGACAUGUUCAUCCGGCUGUUUAGUCCGCUGCUGCUGCAUAAAGUGGCCCACGUGCAGUUGGCUGCCUGCAGUCUACUGACGCACAUGCUGCCCUCCUUCCCGCCUUCCAUCACCACCGAUGCCCCGCCGACCGACGAUCCCUCACAACCCGCACCGGAAAUCCCUCCGCCCAUCGAGUUGCUCUCAGUGUUGGAGGAAGCUGCGGAUAUUGUGGAGACAAUGCUUCAGGACGUUCCGCUGGGCGGGUCUUUCGGGGGCGUCGUCCCGGACACAGACGCGAGCACUUACAUGCUGGGCUACUUGCUGGCAUGGCGAGUAACGUUGGCGUGGAUGCGCAAAGAGUCCAGUGAUACGCGUCAGGCGCUGGGACGAUACCUCGACGCCAACGGGAUGUUCAGCGCAUUGUUGGAUAAUGUGGCCAAGCUGUUGCCGUUAGACGAAGGAGAGCGGGCGGCGGAAACAGAACCCCUCGAGGAAGAAGAUGGGGUGAUGAAAUUCGUUGCGGCGGUUACGGACGUGGAGCGGAUAAGCGCGGCGGUAUACCGCGAGGCAUUGCAAGGACUGCCGAUGCUAGCGCGUGCCUGGUACGGGCGAAAACAGGGCAACGCGCUGCGUAGCAUCGGACGUUAUACGGCCAAGGUGGUCAGUCCGGAGCUGGUGCGUCGAGAGUUAGCGGUGGCAGCGCAACAGGCGCGGGAAAUUGUGCUGGAUAACUUCAAGGUCAAUGUACGACCGACGGUGUGCGAAAUCACCGCAGAAUAUCGCGUGGAAUCAUGGCUGGCCGAGAUCGUCGUGCGGGUGCCUAAAGACUAUCCCCUAACCGCCGUGCAGGUCUCCUGGGGGACCACCAAAGGUAGCAACAUGGAGGCAUGGGACGCGUGGGUCAUUCGACUGUCGGGCUUCCUGCGCCGGCAGAACGGUUCCCUGCUGGAGGGCAUCUUGGACUGGAAGCGCAGCGUGGACCGUAAGUUCGCCGGAGUGGAAAACUGUGCCAUCUGUCUGUCGGUAGUGGAGGCUAAGAGCGGCCAGCUACCCCAGAUGCAGUGCCGUACCUGCCGCAACAAAUUCCACAACGAAUGUCUCUACCGCUGGUUCCAGCAACAGGUCGAUCCCACUUGUCCGCUCUGCCGCGAGAAAUUUUUCACAUGAUCAAGCAGCGGAUUUUGUCGGGAGGGUUUUAAUUUGGACGCACCGGUGUUUUUUUGUUAAACUCACUGUACGCUUAUUGAUUUGUGAUGGAUUUCAAAUUUUCCGCUCUUGCAGUUUUACUACGAGUAGUGAUUUUUAUUUUGAAAUCGGUAGUCCACGUUGAGAAAUUAUUUAGCACUUAGAAAUAAGUUUAGAAAGACUGUAAUUAAAUAUUCCACGAUUAUAAUUAUUAGUGUGCAUCAAA
Paramacrobiotus metropolitanus is the source of this 5256-nucleotide messenger RNA. RefSeq names its product E3 ubiquitin-protein ligase listerin-like. The record is from RefSeq and is a predicted model, not a curated record. NCBI's taxonomy places the organism in Eukaryota, Metazoa, Tardigrada, Eutardigrada, Parachela, Macrobiotidae. Gene Ontology annotation, molecular function: ubiquitin protein ligase activity; ribosomal large subunit binding. Gene Ontology annotation, cellular component: RQC complex; cytosol. Gene Ontology annotation, biological process: ribosome-associated ubiquitin-dependent protein catabolic process; rescue of stalled cytosolic ribosome. Bases 339 to 5012 code for a protein of 1557 amino acids. The transcript has 8 exons.